AUGUUGCACACGCCGAAAAACACGAGAUCUGGAGCGCAAACAGCGGCGCAGUUAAACGGGGAGAAUCAAACAAUUGAACCGAUCAGUGAACAAAAGAAAAAUCAGAAGAAGAAAGAAGUGAUGAGAAAAAUGAACGAAGACCUUAAAGUGAUAAAGAUCCAAAUGGAUGCAGUGAGACGAAAAUUGCAGAGAGUGCAGGUAGCACUGGCGAUGGAUGCAGAUGUGCCGAAUCUUAAUUUGGCGAAUAAGCAUUAUCUGCAGCUCCAACUGAAGACCAUAGAAGAUGCGUUCGCUGAGUAUGAGAUCAAUCAGAAACGUAUCUAUGGUCUGGACGUCGGCGACGAUGUUCACAACGAAGCCGAGGUGAGGUACAUCGAGUUCGAGCAGCAGUACGGUGAGUUAUAUGUAAUUAUUACUAAACUGUUAGAUGAUGUUUCCCAACGGGAGAUGGUACCAAUGUUGCCACGGACGCAGAUACCACCGGGUUCGACAACUUCAGCUUCUGCGAUGCACCUGCCUCCUCUAAAGGUACCAUUACCUACAUUUGAUGGCACAUACGAAAAUUGGUACGCUUUCAAAUCAAUGUUUGAAACCAUCAUGAAUCGUUAUCAGUCAGAGUCCCCUGCGAUAAAGUUGUACCACCUCCGAAAUUCGUUGGUUGGUAAAGCAGCCGGCAUAAUAGAUCAGGAGAUAAUCAACAAUAACGAUUAUGUUGCAGCGUGGACUACUUUGAUCGAUCGAUUUGAGGAUAAACGGCUUAUCAUUGAUAAGCAUAUCGAUGCUCUCCUUGAUCUCCCAAGAAUGUGUGGUGAGAACGCUACCGAUCUGCGUAAGCUGAUAGACGUCUGUACUAAAAAUGUUGAUGCUCUCAAGAACCUGGAUCUUCCUGUUGAUGGAUUGGGGGAAAGCAUGCUGAUAAACCGUAUCGCAAAGAAACUAGACGAUGAAACUCGUAAAGCGUGGGAACUCGAUCAAGCUGGGAAGGACAUGCCCGACUAUGACUCUACAAUGGACUUCUUAAGAGAGCGAUGCCGUGUAUUGGAGAAAAUACGCCCCGGAGACAAACGAAUAGUUAAAUCAUCAAAACCAGCGAAGCAGAUCUUUGAAGUCAAACCCAAAGGAAGCAGUUUGGUGGCAACUUCCGAUAAAUGUCCCCAAUGUUCUAACAACCACGAGUUAUGGAAAUGCGAAACCUUCAAGAAAACUACUCUCGCAGAUCGCUAUUCGACAUUACGACGAAUCGGAGCAUGUUUCAACUGUCUUCAAAAGGGACAUCGUACUGUGGAGUGCUCAUCGGAGCAUUCCUGUAAGAAAUGUAGCAAACGACAUCACACAUUCCUACAUCCAAACGAGAAUUCGAUGAAGAAGUACGAGCCACCUGUGUCAAAAAGUGUUUCUUCAACCAGUGAACAGCUGAAGAAAUUAGAGGAAAGACACGAAUCGUUGACCAGUUCUGAUGUUUUGAAGGCUGACGGAGCCAGAGAAGAGCAUCGUUCCAAUUUCUGUACUCGUCCGCAGUCGGGUAGGCAAAUUUUGCUUUCGACGGCGGUGGUCCUGGUGUACGGUAGACAUCGAUCCGUGUCUGUGUAG
Messenger RNA from Armigeres subalbatus, 1590 nucleotides. RefSeq lists its product as uncharacterized. The transcript has a single exon. Bases 1 to 1590 code for a protein of 529 amino acids. The record is from RefSeq and is a predicted model, not a curated record. NCBI's taxonomy places the organism in Eukaryota, Metazoa, Arthropoda, Insecta, Diptera, Culicidae.